Messenger RNA from Paramisgurnus dabryanus, 699 nucleotides. Lineage: Eukaryota; Metazoa; Chordata; Actinopteri; Cypriniformes; Cobitidae. The record is from RefSeq and is a predicted model, not a curated record.
AUGGCGGCGCUACCGGAAGAUCAGUUUGCUGUUGUUGGACCUGUAGCUCCUCUCCUCGCUGUAUCUGGUGAAGAUGUGAUUCUGCCCUGUUCUCUCAAACCCAACAUCAGUGCUGUAAACAUGAGAGUCGAGUGGUUUAGACUUGAUCUCAAAGACUCAGUGGUUCAUCUCUAUGAAGAUCAUGAAGAUAAAAACACAAAUCAGCUUCAGUCGUACAGAGGAAGAACUGAAGUGUUUAAAGAUGAACUACAGAAAGGAAACACAUCACUCAAACUCUCAAGAGUUCAGAUCUCUGAUGAAGGACUUUAUAAGUGUUUUGUUCAGUCCAAAACCAGGAGUGAUGACAUCACUGUUGAUCUCAGAGUUGAAGCUGUAGGAAGUCCUCCACUCAUCACUAUAGAUGGAUUUGAUGUUUCUGGUGGACUUCAUCUUCAGUGUGAAUCUAAAGGUUGGAACCCUGAACCUGAACUUGUGUGGCUGGACAGUGAAGGAGUCACUUUGACAUCUGAAAAUACAGACAAACAGAGAGAGACAGAUGGAUUCAGAGUGAAACACAUGAUCACUGUAUAUAACAGAGACAGUAAAUAUCACUGUAGAGUCAAACUGAGACAUCACAUGAAGGAGACUGAGAUUAUUACAUCAAAACUAAAAAGUAAAAGUGUGGGAACCAAGAAACACCACAGACUGAAGAAAAGAUAA